This is a messenger RNA of Grammomys surdaster, 603 nucleotides long. RefSeq names its product protein arginine N-methyltransferase 9-like. Gene Ontology annotation, biological process: peptidyl-arginine methylation. The record is from RefSeq and is a predicted model, not a curated record. Lineage: Eukaryota; Metazoa; Chordata; Mammalia; Rodentia; Muridae. The transcript has 2 exons. Gene Ontology annotation, molecular function: protein-arginine omega-N monomethyltransferase activity. Bases 55 to 363 code for a protein of 102 amino acids.
AAGGAGAACUUCUAUCGUGUAGCAAACUGGUUGGUAGAGCGCUGGCACUUCAUCAUGCUUAAUGACACCAAGAGAAAUAUGAUUUAUAACGCAGCAAUCCAGAAGGCAGUGCGCCGGGGCUCCAAAACGGUUCUGGAUAUUGGCACAGGAACUGGAAUACUGAGCAUGUUUGCUAAAAAAGCUGGUGCACACUCAGUAUAUGCCUGUGAAUUAUCCAAGACCAUGUACGAACUUGCCUGUGACGUAGUGGCUGCAAACAAGAUGGAAAAUGGGAUAAAGCUCCUACAUAUGAAGUCACUUGAUAUAGAAAUUCCAAAACACAUUCCUGAAAGGUGUGUUUAUAAUUCACUAAAAACUUUAUGAUACAUUUCCAGCUUAUGUUGACAAAAGUGCUAACGAUGCUUGUUUUCUGAAGAUAUGAUUAUCACCUAGCUUAAUAAAAUACAGAGUUUUAUAAUAACAUGCUUUAAAAAGUACUUCAGAACUCAAGAAAAAUUCACAGUGAGAAACACUUCUUUAGCAUGUCUUUUUGUAUGUUUUUUUAAAAUUUAUUUAUUUAUUUUAUUUAUGAAUACACUGUAGCUGUCUUCAGCCACACCAGCA